Molecule: messenger RNA, 4283 nt
Organism: Mandrillus leucophaeus (drill)
Lineage: Eukaryota; Metazoa; Chordata; Mammalia; Primates; Cercopithecidae
Product: translocation protein SEC63 homolog
Exons: 3
Coding region: 114-401 (95 amino acids)
Biological process (GO): SRP-dependent cotranslational protein targeting to membrane; post-translational protein targeting to endoplasmic reticulum membrane
Cellular component (GO): Sec62/Sec63 complex
Molecular function (GO): transmembrane protein transporter activity; RNA binding
Source: RefSeq, a predicted model, not a curated record
UUCUCUCUAGUUCUUUCCAAUUAUUUAUACUCUUCUUCUUCUUUUCUUUCCAGGAAAAACAAGAAUGGUGGUGGCUUUACAUUGCAGAUAGGAAGGAGCAGACAUUAAUAUCUAUGCCAUAUCAUGUGUGUACACUGAAAGAUACAGAGGAGGUAGAGCUGAAGUUUCCUGCACCAGGCAAACCUGGAAAUUAUCAGUAUACUGUGUUUCUGAGAUCAGACUCCUAUAUGGGUUUGGAUCAGAUUAAACCAUUGAAGUUGGAAGUCCAUGAGGCUAAGCCUGUGCCAGAAAAUCACCCACAGUGGGAUACAGCAAUAGAAGGGGAUGAAGACCAGGAGGACAGUGAGGGCUUUGAAGAUAGCUUUGAGGAAGAAGAGGAGGAAGAGGAAGAUGACGACUAAGCAGUACUCUGAACGGACCACAGUGUUUGCACAUAUUUGCAAUUUUUUGCUGUUUUGGAAGUGUAUAAUAAACCAGAGACAGUACAGAACUGAUGUUGAGGGAGGUGUAGUUUUUUUUAACUCUAGAAAUGGGUGCAUAAUAUAAAUAGGCAAUGGUGCCUUGGUACAACCUGAAAAAUGUUAAGGCUUAUUGAAACCUUUCAAGUAUGGGAUGGUGCAUUUAUUUCAUCUGCAAAUGAUAAUAAAUCCUUUGUUAUUAUAACUGUCCAGAAGUGUGGGCUAUGUAUUAUCAGUCUAUGGUCCCAGUAAAAGCAAAGAUGCAGGAAACACAGUCUAUAAAUGAGCGACUUUUCUUUGUUCAGCUUUAGUUUUAGCAAACACCACAAAUAUGUUUUAAGUAACAUUGCUCAAGUUUAUAAUCUCUUGAUAAGCUCUAUUAUUGACAUUUUGCAGUGAUACAAGACUGUAACAGCUCCAUUCAUAGAUUUAAACUUUUAUUUUUACUUAUCUUGGUCAUAAGUCGGCAUUCUCUCACAUUCCACAUGAUAUAGAGGGCUACAUUUUGGAAUUUUUCUUUUCUUAAUUGUCCAGUUAUCGGACAGAUUAUAAAAAUGGCUUUUAAUGGCUUAAAACAUUUCUAAACCUGUAUCUUAGCAGAUCAGUGCAGGAUCUAAUUCUUUUGAUAAGCUGUAGCUCUAAAGUGAUAGUGGGACCGUAUGUUUUCUGAUAUUGGUGGCUUAUGUUAUUAAACCUUUUAUUAAAAAGGUUCACUUUAAAAGCUGAACUACAUCCUUAGUUUUCAGUCUACCUGACUCUAUCAGGAGCUUUUUAAGGAAAGUAAGUAUAACAUGCAAAGGAAGCUUUUUUUGUAUUCAUUUUGGACUCCUGUCAAUAAAAAUAGAAGUUUGUUGACUCGUUUUAUGUUUCAAUGGUGUGUGUCUUUUUACUGUCAGGGCAUAAAUAGGGCAAUCCACUUCUUUAUUUUUCAACUAAAAAUUGAAUAGUAUUGUACAUUACUGCUAAAGUGACUGCUAUUUCUGUAUAGUAUAGGAAAACCCAGGAGUAAGAGGGAUUUCCCCUUGUAGUACAACUGGAAAGAUAGUGCUUGUAAAGAGUAGAGAUGUAUACAUGAUGAAUCACUGAGGGAGGGUGGAUAUUUUUAUUCCUAGAUGUGGAGGAAGCAUAAGUCUGUAGUAUUAUAAAACUGAUUAUAAUAAUCCUUUCCCAUCAAAAUUUCCAUAGGUCAAAAUAUUGUUGGAAUACUACAAUUUGCAACCUUGUUUACUUAAAAGGUUGCCACUUUCAGUGCAGAAUUACCACUGCUAUCUUAUUACUGCAGUAGUUGGAAAUAAAAAUUGAAAAUUACCAAAACCAUGAAUGGUUUUUUUGGUUCUAAAUUUAGGAUGUAAUAUUUUCUAUCAAAUGGUCAAAGCAGUUUUUUUCACUGUAACCUCAAUCACCAGUUUAGUGAGACCCUUUCUUGGCAGGCAGGAGUCAGUGUCACUGAGGAUUUUUUUCAUUUACUUCAUUGAACAAGUAAGAGGGUGGGUUUAAUUUUCAAAUCAGGUUCUGCUGUGAAGCACUAGUGUCUUGAGGCAGCUACUGAUUACUUAAGUGUGGUGGCAGGGGGUGAGCCAGCUGGUGUCAAGUGAAAGGAGGGAUUAGAGAAAACAGGUGUGGCACAAAGGCAAGGAAACAGAGCAGACAAGAUACAACAAUGUGUAGAAUGCAUAUUUCCUAGUUUUCUUGAAAGAUUUCAAGAAAAGUAUGUUUUUUCUAGUGGCUACUUUGCCUUAAAGAGGCUUUGUAAGUUCAUUCACACAGCUGGCUUCUCUCUGGGUUUAAGAUUCUGGAGAGGAGGGUAACCUAGUAACUCACCACAGUGCUUAAAAAACCACCAUCACCAGAAAAUUCCAAUAGUUGGUUUUCCUUUUCUCUGUGUGUGAUGUGUAUGUACUUCUCAACUAAGUAAAAUAAAAUUUCCUCUAGUGAGUACUUUAGGUAACCUCUUUCCAUAUGGCAGUAGUGAAAGAACUGAGCCUUCAGUUGAUAGUUCUUAUCUGUCCAGCAAGUCGCUGAAAUCCACAUCCCUUUGUUUUUCCUCUGGAAUGAGAAUAGCAAACUAUGUAUCCUAGUUUGCAUUUAAUCUGAUGGAAACUUGAGUGAAGUUUCAGUGUUCUUCCUAUAAAAAAACUGACACGUUGUCAACAGUUGAUGAGCCUAUAGAUGAUACAGUGUAUAGGAAGUGAAAUUGAAAGUUACUUAAAUUAUGUGAUAUUUUUCUCUAAUUGGUAAAGUACCUAUUAAAAUACAGCUGUUCAUGAGGAGACUUAGUUACCACAAUUAAAAGUGUAGCAGUUGUGAUUUUUAGCAUUAUAAUAUUUGAUUGAGGCCCUGAGGUGUUAAUAUGUCAGUCUCAGAGUUAGAUGUUCAUGUCCUUUUUGAAUUGUUUAAACAUUUUUCAUGAAAAAUUUUUUUUUUUUUUUAAGUUAGGGAGCACAUUGAGUGAAGUUCUCUGUGUAGAAAAUACCUUCUGCUCUGCUUCUCCCAGCUUGCACUGAGGGCUGGAAAAGGACAGGCCUGUCCAGCUGUACUGUCCCACUGUGUGCGGGGAAGCUUAGGCUCUGGUGGAAGCAGGGGGGCGUAGAUGUCAAACAACUGAUGCUGAAACAGGGAGGGAGAGAUAUAAUAAGGCUCUCUAGGCAUGUUAUUUUUGACCACAAGCUUUGUUCAGUUUGCUUCAGCCAAUCCAAACCAUAUACUAGUGUUCUGUAGUCACAAUUCUUAUUUCAAAUGUAAUUCAGCACCUUACAUAAUGUUGGAGGAGUUGUCAUUCAUCACAUAUUUACUGAGUUUCUAUGUGCCAGGCUCUGUGAUUGGAUACUAGAGCUAUCAAAAAAAAAAAAAAAAAAAAAGUUAAGAACUCACUUGCUGGUGUUAGAUCAGGUAGAUGAGUGGCAAUCCAUUUAAAUCCCUUUGCCUUGGCCAUUGUUUGGAAUGCCCCUUUUUUUUUUGUCUACUGUAGGCAGAAGAAUUAUUUCUUUAGGGGCUGGCUAUUUAAUUUGCUGGCCUUUUAUUUUCUCUCUCUCUUUUUCUUCUUGAGAUGGAGUCUCGCUCUGUCGUCCAGGCUGGAGGAGUGCAGUUGUGCAAUCUCAGCUCACUGCAACCUCCGCCUCCCAGCUUCAAGCGAUUCUUCUGCCUCAGCCUCCUGAGUAGCUGGGACUACAGGUGCAUGCCACCACACCAGCUAAUUUUAUGUUUAGUAGAGACGGGAUUUUGCCAUGUUGUCCAGGCUGGUCUCAAACUCCUGGCCUCAAGUGAUCAGCCCUCCUCAGCCUCCCAAAGUGCUGGGAUUACAUGCAUGAGCCACUGCGCCCAGCCAGUUGGGUGUUUUUGGAAAAAAAAAAAAAAAAAAAGCAAAUCAUGAUCCUUUGCUUUAAAAUGUUUUUUUAAAACAACUUUCCCACAAAUAACCUGAUUUAACUCCAUGAAAUCCCCUAUUUAGACUGCCUUAAAGUGAAAUAACUAUUGGUGAACCAUAACAUGACAUUUUACCAGCUGUGUAGUGACCAGUCCAAAUAUGUCUCAAGAAGUUAGCACCAAGCAUUCUCAUCCAUUUAAACUUGAUGCUAGGGCUAUUUUGCAAAACUUAAAAGAUGUGAUCUUGUACAUAUUUCUGUAACCUGAGCUGAAAACCCAAAUAACAAUCAUUGACAUUCCUUAGGGCUAUUGUUUCAGGUGGGGGUGUAUACAUCCCAGGGGCGUGGAGAUGAUCAAUCCAUUGACGAAGUAUUAAAAUGAUUAUUUGUAUUUAAUCUCAUCCUUUUAAAUUUCUAUUUUUGUGUGUUUUAUAAUGUACAUAAUAUAUUGUACAAUUGUACA